Messenger RNA from Rhagoletis zephyria (snowberry fruit fly), 681 nucleotides. Lineage: Eukaryota; Metazoa; Arthropoda; Insecta; Diptera; Tephritidae. The record is from RefSeq and is a predicted model, not a curated record.
AUGGACGAUAUACCUGAAGGAGACCCUGAGGAGCUUCCAAAUGCUGAGGUCGAUGUAGAGGAGGAGGAGGAGGGGGAUGAGGAGGAGGAAGAGGAGGAUGUGCAGCUUUUCAUUGAUUUGAGAAAUGACGACGCAUUGAACGCACUGAACGCAGGUUGGGAGGACGCUGAUGACAUCGACGACUUCGGUCUCUAUCACGACGCGGCGCCCUGGGUGGACCAGGCGGCCGUAGCAGAGGCUGCCGCCCGAGACGCGGCCAACCGCGAGAGUAUCGCCGAGGAGAUUGAUCUCUUCAACUACGACAUUAACCUCCCGCUGGAGCACGGCUACCUGGGCCGCCUGGACCACCUGCAUAAUGGGCGGAUCAUCUUCCCCGACGGGGCGAAGCUAAGUCUGCCGCUAGUCUACCUGAGCGGCGUCAUCCUGGUGCCCGGCCAGGAGAUUCCCUUCACCUUCAGACACCGGGCGCUGCGCCACUUCUUCGAGCGUGUCGUGGAGAGCGAGACGAAGACCUUCGGCAUUGGCUACGACAAGUUCGGCACCACGGCGGAGGUGCGCAACUUCAGCUUCGUCGACGGCGUGGCGAACAUCUUUGCAGAGGGCCGGCAGCGCUUUCGCGUCACCGCCAAGACGCAGGAGCAGUUUGAGAUCUUCAAGGCGACCGUCGUCAUACUGCCCGAG